Nerophis lumbriciformis (worm pipefish) is the source of this 2802-nucleotide messenger RNA. NCBI's taxonomy places the organism in Eukaryota, Metazoa, Chordata, Actinopteri, Syngnathiformes, Syngnathidae. The record is from RefSeq and is a predicted model, not a curated record.
AUGGAUCCGGUACCAGGCCAACCAGACAUAGGAGCCAGUGAUCUGUUUGUUGCUCUUGCAAAAAAGGGCAUACCUGCACUUGGGACCGUGCAGCACAAUCGCCUGCGUGGGUGCUGUUUCAGUGCGGACUCAAAGAUGAAGAAGAAGCGAAGAGGGACAUUUGAAGAGCAAGAGGCUCUUGUGGACAAUGUCUGCAUAAGAGCAGUCAAAUGGUUUGACAAUAGAGGGGUGAUUGUUGCCAGCACAUUUGCCAGUAACAGCGGUUACUGCUCGGACAAGAAUGGCGACGCGGAGCUGGGUGGCGCCCAGGAUACCAUGAUGCCAUGUGGGCAGAGUUUGCCACUGCCCUUGGGGGGUCACCCAGGAGGGCUUUACCCGCAGAGCCUCCACUGUGACAGUCCUGCGCCUGAUCUUCUCCUGCAAGACAGCCCGCACCAGGACGCGAGAUCAUCCACUUUCCAGAGGACCCUAACUGAGGCCUCGCCCGGCCUAGGUCCGUCGUCUCUACCGUUUUCGAUCAAAGAAGAGGACGCAAUGGGCUACGGCGUGUCAGGCACGGUCCCGGGUGUCCAGACCGGGUAUCAAGCCGGACUACUUUUACGCAGGGACGACGUAGGUCACGUUGGCAACGACGGCGGAGAUAGCGUGUGCGCAGCGGCAUCACGGGAUGCGUCGCAAGCCUUUAAUAAUGAAGACGGCUCCUCCCCGUCGGCUUUGUCCCCGGCCAGCUCCCGUCAAUCGGCGCGUCCGCUGAGCACCGGUGGCCUGAAAAGACGUCGUCUUUCUCCGGUGUCCGCCUCGGCAGAUUCUCCGUCUGUGAGAACCGCCUCCGAGGAGAUCAACAUCACCGCAAUCAUCUGCGCGUCCUCGCAGAUGUCCAUGGUGGCUCGUGUCAACGGCAUUCGCGCCAACCUCUCGCCCGGUAGAUUCUCUUCGUCCUCUUCUUCCUCGGCCUCCCCUCCGACUGUUCCCUGCUCUCGGGAAGCCCCCCGCAAACCCUUGCAGCAUCAAAGCCCUCAGCGGAACUGUCAACUAUCAAACUCACCCGCCACCUGCCUGCUUUCCCUGUCCUCCUCUUGUUCCUCAUCAUCUUCCUCCGUGUCUUCGGUGGAGCCGGAGCAAGGCCGGGGGCCGUGCGAGGAGCAGGGCUCCAUGCAACUGGGGCGCGGACCCGGACGAGCCUCCCUGGGGAACGCAGGCUCGGACGGGUCGGGGUUAUUCAUGCUCAUGUCGGGGACUGAAACUGGGGCGAGUCAAAGAUCAGGGGUUGGAACCGGGGCUCUGCUGGACAUGAGCCAAAGAUCGGGGGCCGCUCUCAAGCAAGAACCCGCGGAUGACUUCCCCCCUAGUGACGAUGAACUCUUGCAGCACCGCUAUCACGGGCACCUUCGUCACCUUCAGCACCCCCGCGCUGCCAUGCCGCCGCCUUACCAUCUGCACCAAUAUGCGGGGGGCAGCCUUGUGAAUACCCAUCCGUCCGCACCGGGCGCCUCUCUGGGACUCAAAUCGUCGUCCGGCGGGCCACCCGAAAGCGAGGAAGUCGGGGCAACCCAGGUCGAUAAACAGUCGUGUCGCUGGAUCGACUGCUGCGCCGCGUACGAGCAACAGGAGGAGCUGGUGAGACACAUCGAGAAGGUCCACAUCGAUCAACGCAAAGGCGAGGACUUUACGUGCUUCUGGGCCGGCUGUAUUCGGCGGUACAAGCCUUUCAACGCUCGCUACAAGUUGCUCAUCCACAUGAGGGUUCACUCUGGGGAGAAACCCAACAAGUGUAUGUUCGAGGGCUGUAACAAAGCCUUUUCGCGUCUGGAGAACUUGAAGAUCCACCUGAGGAGCCACACAGGUGAGAAGCCGUACCUGUGCCAGCACCCCGGCUGCCAGAAAGCUUUCAGCAAUUCCAGUGACCGCGCCAAGCAUCAGCGCACUCACCUGGACACGAAACCAUACGCGUGUCAGAUCCCCGGCUGCACCAAGCGAUACACGGAUCCGAGCUCCCUCCGCAAGCACGUCAAGAUCCACUCGGCCAAAGAACAACAGGUGCGUAGAAAGCUGCGAGCGUGUCCUCACCUGGAGCAGGAUGUUCUGAGCGACUGUCUGUCCGUGCAGCAUCUCCAGAACUCGGGUCAUACUCAGCAUCUUUACAGCAACAAGGAAGGCUGCACAACGGGGCUCAGCCAGGACGUUUUUACAGGCUUGUACGCCGGCUCCGCUACCCCUCAUCACCACGGGGGCCCGGCUGAGCUUCUCUCGCCCGCCGCUGUCGCCGGUACCGCCGCUGACAUGCCCGCCCGACAGCACUGCCUGGAACCGGACCUCAACAGUCCGCGUCAUCUGUCGCCCAUGGCCACCAUGGAGAGCAACCGAGAUGGCGGGGUGUCGGCGCCGCUUCUCUCUCCGGGGAUGAAGGGAACCGUCACUCCGCCUCCUGCUCUUGCGCCCCCCGUGUUGGACAAGCAUCACGUUCAAGCUCAGCACAAGCAGUUCGUUCAUUAUCAACACCAGCACAAUAAUGAAUUUCAAGGUAGCUUCCAGAGCUGCUUCCACUUCGCAGACACGUACCGGAUGGAGCAAACGAUGAGCGGCGGAGGAGAUUCUCACGUCUACGCUUCGCACCAGCAGCACAACGGCUUCCACAUGGCCACCAGCAACGCUAUGGGUUCCGCAGGCUUCAACUUGAAUCAGGAGCUGCAAGGCGGCACCGGCUGUCAGUUCUCCACCGGACCAGAAGAUGGCGCCUUCUUCCAGGCGGCCGGCUUUGAGCGCGGCCUCAGCCACGUGUCGUCCGUGUACACCGAAUCGUAA